Messenger RNA from Bacillus rossius redtenbacheri, 2076 nucleotides. Its product is annotated as secreted frizzled-related protein 5-like. The transcript has 4 exons. NCBI's taxonomy places the organism in Eukaryota, Metazoa, Arthropoda, Insecta, Phasmatodea, Bacillidae. The record is from RefSeq and is a predicted model, not a curated record. The coding region runs from base 36 to 908 and encodes 290 amino acids. Gene Ontology annotation, molecular function: Wnt-protein binding. Gene Ontology annotation, biological process: canonical Wnt signaling pathway; non-canonical Wnt signaling pathway.
CCCAGUGCACGACUUGCAGGCCAGCUGCUGCAGCCAUGGCGAGCGUCACGGCGGCGCUGCAGCCGCUGCUGCUGCUGGCGACUGCGCGCGCCAGCUCCGGCCUGUGGGGCAGCCGCACGUCGCAGCCCGCCUGCGUCGACAUCCCGCGCAACGUGUCGCUGUGCCACGGCGUGGGCUACCGCCGCAUGCGCCUGCCCAACCUGCUGGAGCACGACUCGCUGCAGGAGGUGGCGCAGCAGGCCGCCUCGUGGACGCCGCUGCUCAACGUGGACUGCCACCCGGACACGCGGCUCUUCCUCUGCUCGCUCUUCAGCCCCGUGUGUCUGGACCGCGCCAUCUACCCCUGCCGCAGCCUGUGCGACCAGGUGCGGCGCGGCUGCGAGGGCAUCAUGCAGAAGUUCGGCUACCCCUGGCCGGACAUGUUCCGCUGCGACCACUUCCCCGUCGACAACGACAUGUGCAUCGGACCGCAGGCCAAGCGACCGGACAAUGAGUGUCAGGUUUGCAGCCCAAUUGAGACAUACGAAAAUAUCCUCUACAAUUUCUGCAGUGCAGAUUUUGUUCUUAGAACAAAGUUUCAUCGUAUACGUAAAGCAUCACUCCUUUGUAAAAAGGCAAAAGUUUUGAAAGGAUAUUCUAACUUCAGUCAAGAACUAAGGUCACGUGCUAUUUCCCUCCAGCCUUCUGACAUUUGUUGUGAGAAGAAGUCAUUAAAUACCAAGAAUGUAUAUUUGGUUAUGGGAAUAGCCACAAAAAACAAACUUAGUCCCAUAUUCAUCAUGCCUUGGUCUAAAAAAGUGAAGGAUAGAAGAGGAGGCCAAAAAAGACCACAUACUUCCUUGGGUGAUCCACUGGUUUCCUUGAAAGUUUACAUCAGCACAAAGACUACCAUUGUAAAGUGUUCUUGACUCACCACCUAAAAACAGAGAACCCAGUUGACAGUAUGUUUACAUAGAUUAUGCUCCUUUUGCACAGUGUGUUUCUUAUAAGAAGCUUGACGUGUCUCGGAGAUUAACCAUCUCGCCUCUUGUGAAUCAUCUGCCAUUUUCAAGUUUUUCCACCACAUGCAUUUCCUCAUGAGCUCACCAGGUUGAAGACAUUAUAAGAUCUGAUUGAUUAUGGAAUUAAAAAAUAAUUUUUCAUGUCAGAAUCCAGUAUGUACUUGCAUAUGCUGCAAAACAGCAAAUAAAAUUUUUUAACAUUUGUACUUGGGAGUUUUUGACAGUUACCUUUAAAUUAAUUUUUUGUGUUUGCAAUUUUGACUGGCUGAACUGCAUUUUGUACUUAGGCAUGCCUUUAAAUUUAUUACUAGUUUAAACUUUUAAUAAAAAUUUGAUUUUCCCAACAUUUUUUUUUUUAGUUCAGACAAAAUAUAUGUAGUAAUAAACAAUAAUUUAACACGUAAUAAAGAACAAUAAACUAUAUAUUAUCAGUCCAUCAAUUUUAAGUUAUCAGAAAGAGUCUAAGAAUAUGAGAGUUUUUCAUAAAUAAAAAAUUUUAAGUAAAAAAAUGGUGAGGAAACAAAGGAACUUAAGUAUAUAUAAAAGUGUUCGCUAGGAAACAAUUCAUAAUGAGAGCAAUUUUAUAAAUCCGCCUUUAAAACUUUAAACUCAGGAGGUGUGUUAAAAUUAAAAGCAAGUUUUAUUUUCAUCGCAAACAUGCAUUACACAUACAUAAUUACUGAACUCCACUUCAAAAAAUUAUUUUUCUUGAAUUUGGAUAGUAGAUGUAGAUUUUAGAUUUGGCACAUAUAAGCUUUAUCGGAGUUAAUUUGUCAUGCAAUGACUUCCACUGGGUGAGCUCCAAGGUAAGACACUGUGUGGCAAAAAAGUAUGAGAAUUAUCAAAUGUUAACGACAGGUAAGUUCAACAUUUUUCAGGAUUUUAUUUCAUCCAAUAAAAAAAACACAUUGAGAGAAAGAAAAUACAUCAACUCUACGAGUUCUCUAGUGGAUAACGUAUGGCUAGUAGCAACUCUACAGUGGAUUGUAGUUUUAAGUGGCCUCCGUUGCCACUGUUUGUUGUACGGAAAGCUUUAUAGAUGAUGCCUGUCACAGUAAAAAUAUGGUUACCAGAA